AUGUCCUUUGGGAGAGAUAUGGAGCUGGAACACUUUGAUGAGCGUGACAAAGCACAGCGGUACAGCCGGGGGUCACGGGUGAAUGGGCUUCCUAGCCCGACUCAUAGUGCCCAUUGCAGUUUCUAUCGAACCCGCACCCUACAAACCCUCAGCUCUGAGAAGAAAGCCAAAAAAGUCAGUUUCUAUCGCAAUGGGGACCGAUAUUUCAAAGGGAUUGUAUAUGCCAUAUCUCCUGAUCGCUUUAGAUCUUAUGAAGCCUUGCUGGCUGACCUGACCCGAACUUUGUCUGAUAACGUCAAUCUGCCCCAGGGGGUGAGAACCAUCUACACUAUUGAUGGAGCAAAGAAGAUCACCACUUUAGACCAACUUGUGGAAGGAGAGAGCUAUGUGUGUGGUUCAAUAGAGCCUUUUAAGAAGCUGGAAUACACAAAGAAUGUAAAUCCUAAUUGGUCCGUCAAUGUUAAGACCACCUCAACUGCCCGUUCAGUGCCCUCUCUAGCCACGGCCAAAGGAAGUCCUUCAGAUUCAAAGGAGAACAAGGAUUUCAUUAGACCUAAACUGGUCACAAUCAUCAGGAGUGGUGUGAAGCCACGCAAAGCAGUUCGGAUUCUACUUAACAAAAAAACAGCACAUUCAUUUGAGCAGGUUCUCACUGAUAUUACUGAUGCCAUCAAACUUGAUUCAGGAGUAGUUAAGCGUCUCUACACACUGGAUGGGAAACAGGUGGUGUGCCUUCAGGAUUUUUUUGGUGAGGAUGACAUAUUUAUUGCAUGUGGCCCUGAAAAAUUUCGUUACCAGGAUGACUUCUUGCUAGAUGAAAGUGAAUGUCGUGUAGUGAAAUCUACUUCCUAUACCAAAAUAGCUUCAACACCACGUCGGAGCAUCACCAAGAGCCCAGGUCCAUCCCGACGCAGCAAAUCUCCAGCAUCCACCAGCUCAGGUGGUCUCAGGGAUGUUAAUGGAACGCCUGGAAGUCAGCUUUCUACUCCCCGUUCCGGGAAGUCUCCAAGCCCUUCUCCUACUAGCCCAGGAAGCUUGCGGAAACAGAGGAGCUCUCAGCACAGUGGUUCCUCUACCUCACUAGCCUCUACCAAAGUCUGCAGUUCGAUGGACGAAACCGAUGGGCCUGGUGAAGAAGUGUUGGAUGAAGGCUUCCAGGUUCCAGCCUCAAUAGCAGAGAGAUAUAAAGUUGGUCGGACUAUAGGAGAUGGAAAUUUUGCCAUUGUAAAAGAGUGUAUAGAAAGGUCAACUGGUAGAGAAUAUGCCCUGAAAAUCAUUAAGAAAAGUAAAUGCAGAGGAAAGGAACAUAUGAUUCAGAAUGAAGUUUCUAUUUUAAGACGGGUCAAACAUCCCAACAUUGUUCUCCUGAUUGAAGAAAUGGAUAUGCCCACUGAAUUGUAUCUUGUCAUGGAGCUUGUAAAAGGAGGAGAUCUUUUUGAUGCUAUUACCUCCACAAAUAAGUAUACAGAGAGGGAUGCCAGUGGGAUGCUGUACAAUCUGGCCAGUGCCAUCAAAUACCUUCAUACCUUGAACAUUGUUCACAGGGAUAUCAAACCUGAAAAUCUGCUGGUCUAUGAGCACCAAGAUGGAAGCAAGUCGCUGAAACUGGGAGAUUUUGGUCUGGCCACUAUAGUAGAUGGACCUCUUUACACAGUUUGUGGAACUCCUACCUAUGUGGCUCCAGAAAUCAUUGCAGAAACUGGAUAUGGCCUGAAGGUGGACAUCUGGGCAGCUGGUGUGAUUACUUACAUCCUGCUGUGUGGUUUUCCUCCAUUCCGUGGAAGUGGAGAAGAUCAGGAAGUUCUUUUUGAUCAGAUUUUGAUGGGACAAGUAGAGUUUCCAUCUCCGUAUUGGGAUAAUGUAUCUGACUCUGCAAAGGAACUAAUUACUAUGAUGCUUCAGGUAGAUAUAGAACAGCGAUUUUCAGCUUUGCAAGUGCUUGAGCAUCCAUGGGUUAAUGAUGAUGGCCUUCCGGAAACUGAGCAUCAGUUGUCAGUAGCUGGGAAGAUAAAGAAACAUUUCAACACAGGCCCUAAACCCAACAGCACAGCUGCUGGAGUUUCCGUUAUAGCAACCACCGCUCUUGAUAAGGAGAGGCAGGUUUUCCGACGAAGACGCAACCCGGAUGUGAGGGGACGUUUUAAGCCACAGCCACCACCUCCUGAACUCAACUCUGAAUCAGAAGACUAUUCACCAAGUUCAUCUGAGACUGUUCGCUCACCCAAUUCACCCUUUUAA
Thamnophis elegans (Western terrestrial garter snake) is the source of this 2238-nucleotide messenger RNA. It is a transcript of the gene DCLK1, whose product is annotated as doublecortin like kinase 1. The transcript is spliced from 17 exons. NCBI's taxonomy places the organism in Eukaryota, Metazoa, Chordata, Lepidosauria, Squamata, Natricidae. Gene Ontology annotation, molecular function: ATP binding; protein kinase activity. The record is from RefSeq and is a predicted model, not a curated record. Gene Ontology annotation, biological process: intracellular signal transduction; protein phosphorylation. The coding region runs from base 1 to 2238 and encodes 745 amino acids.